Molecule: messenger RNA, 2614 nt
Organism: Stegostoma tigrinum
Lineage: Eukaryota; Metazoa; Chordata; Chondrichthyes; Orectolobiformes; Stegostomatidae
Product: neuropeptide Y receptor type 4-2-like
Exons: 2
Coding region: 517-1623 (368 amino acids)
Biological process (GO): G protein-coupled receptor signaling pathway
Cellular component (GO): plasma membrane; neuron projection
Molecular function (GO): neuropeptide binding; pancreatic polypeptide receptor activity
Source: RefSeq, a predicted model, not a curated record
GGUAUGUAUGGGAGAUGUUUUCACAAUACGGGUGGGAUGAUGGGAGGAAGUCAUCAGUGGCUAACACUCCCACUGUACACUCUCCAUGAAGUCACUAAAUUACACUUGAAGAAGUUGCCCGAACAAUCGGCGUUGGAGGGAUUCGGGAGGAACAUAAAAUGCAAGGUCGUGAAGUCAUUUUCAAGCUUCCCACGCCGAGAGAGGGCGGUGGUGUUUAGUGACUGAAUACACAGGGGCUUGCUCGGCAUCCAACCAGAUCUCAUCAUCACAGAUCAUUCCCAAACAGCGCCCCGGUUCCGGACAUAUUACAAACACAGUUCUCUGGAAAGGUCCGUCUUCUGCUUCCUCCUCUGAGCUGUUGCUGAGGUCCCAAUCCCGGACUGGCCCAGGAUCAAAGAGAAGUUGACCAGUUUGUUUUCAGUCACCAUUUGAAAGGGACAGUCAUGUUGACCCGAUGUGCAGUCUCCUCCAGUCUUUGCCAGUGACCGGGAGAAGGUAACAGCAACACUCCCAGCCAUGGAGGCUCCAGUUCUGCCAUCAGCCAAUUCCUCCCUCUCUGGCAACGCCACGGAUUGGGGACACCUUCUGGAUUUUGGCGAUCCUUGCCCAACAUCAGCGGCCCUCACCGUCUUCCUGCUAACUUCUUACAGUGCUGUGCUGGUCGUGGGUUUACUGGGAAACAUCUGCCUGAUCUGUGUGAUCGCCAGGCACGAGAAAAACAACGUGACCAACCUGCUGAUCGCCAACUUGUCGCUAUCGGAUCUGACCACCUGUGUCUUUUGUCUGCCUUUCACAGUGGCCUACACCCUCAUGGACUAUUGGGCUUUUGGUGAAGCCCUGUGUAAGAUGGUGCCGUUCUUCCAGUGUUUGUCGGUGACCGUGUCUGUGCUCUCCCUGGUCAUGAUUGCUCUGGAAAGACAUCAACUCAUUCUCCACCCCACGGGCUGGAAACCCAGUGUCCCUCAAGCUUAUGUGGCGCUGCUCCUCACGUGGGGCCUGUCCGCCGCAGUCUCCCUGCCCUUUGUGUUUUUUCAUGUUCUCACUGAUGAACCUUUCUUGGAUCUUCCUGUUCCCCUGGCGCCCCUGGUGAACGAGGCAGUCUGCACGGAGUCCUGGCCAUCCAAAGAGCAGAAGCUGGUUUAUACAACCUGGCUGCUGGGUUUCCAGUACUGUGUGCCCCUGGCUUUCAUUACAGUGUGUUACAGCAGAAUAUACUGGCGGCUGAGGACAAGGAGGGACCUGCUGGACAGAGCAGGCGAGGAGAACCGCAGCCUGGCGAAUAGCAGGCGGAUCACCCUACUGCUGAGCUUCCUGGUCGUGGGCUUCGGGGUCUGCUGGUUCCCGUUGCACGUUUUCAACGCGGUCGUGGACUGGGAUGUGCAGAUUAUAAUGCACUGUCAGCACAAUCUCAUCUUCUCCCUCUGUCACCUCGCGGGCAUGGCUUCCACCUGCGUCAACCCCAUCAUCUACGGCUUCCUCAAUAAUAACUUCAAGAAGGAGCUCCGGAGCAUCAUGAUCAGGGGUAAAUGGAGCAGCAAAGAAGAUGGUGAGCACUUCCCCCUGUCCACUCUGAACACUGAAUAUUCCAAGGCCUCCCUCAGACUGAGUUGCAGGAGUAAAUGACGAACACCCUGGUGCAACAAAAAGCGCCAAAACAGAAAACAAGACAUGCAAACUUCGGAAAUGUGACAGAUAAAUGUUGCCUUUCUCGCUGUUUUGGUUUGUUCAGUGGCCGAUCUAACUUCUUUAACCAGGGCCGAAGUAUCAAAACGUGUAAAAUGAAGCGUCUCUGAUAGCAGUUGUUAGACAUUGCUCCCCAGUUCUCAGGUUCAAUCCUGACGUAAACUGGGCUCAAAUCUUCCGUCUAUCAGCAAAUAAAUCACUUCAACUGUCCCUCCCACUCCGUUGGCAACAUCUCCAUCCUGGCCUCCUCCAGUGCCACAACGACGCCACCCGGAAAUGGAGGAACAGCACCUUCCAUUCCGCCUUGGGAGCCUACAACCCAAUCGUCUCAACGUGGACUUUUCUAGCUUCAAAAUAUCUCCACCCCUGGUUUCAUCCCAAGACCAGCCCCAUUUCCCUCUCAUCCUUGCCCCUUUGACCUGUCCCACCUGUUCCGUUCCUCCCACCUCACUGACCAAUCCCCACCACUGCCUAACUGCACUCACCUAUCACCAUCCCAGCUCCAUCCCCAUCCUCCCUCUCUCUAUUUAUCACUGAGAUCCCUUCCUCCUCCCCCAUUUCUGAAGAAGGAUCCCGACCGGUAGCUUCAACUUUCCUGCUCCUCUAAUGCUGCCUCAUCUGCUGUGCUCCUCCAGCUCUACGCCGUGUUAUCUCAAACUCUAGCAUCAGCUGUCCUCACUAUUUCUCAUUGCAAAGUUGAGUUCGUUUAAUUUUGAGAAUCCUUGAGUGUAACAUUUCCGUCUACUGGAACGUGGCUCAAAUUAUCAAUAAUGAGGUUAUCUCGUUGGCUCCACUGCUUUUUUUGUUCACACCUUUGUUUAUGUACAGCUGAGGCACAUUGGAAACAUGCAAGAGAUAGCAGGAACUGCAGCUUGGCCUGCUGUGUUCGUCCAGCUCUACACCUUGUUAUCUUGGAAAUAGCAUCAGUUUG